Messenger RNA from Amyelois transitella, 566 nucleotides. RefSeq lists its product as uncharacterized. The coding region runs from base 1 to 507 and encodes 168 amino acids. The transcript is spliced from 4 exons. Lineage: Eukaryota; Metazoa; Arthropoda; Insecta; Lepidoptera; Pyralidae. The record is from RefSeq and is a predicted model, not a curated record.
AUGGGACAGCGAUUGUUUCUCGCGCGAUGUAAACGGCGUUGCGCGUGUCAUGCUACACGGCUCUUGUUUCACGUGACAGAGUCAUUUCUGCAUGCGUUGUUGUACUUGCAUCUUGUUUUGAAGAAAAAAUACCAACAGUUGAAGGAUGAAAAUGUUGGUCCAUUUUUCUGCAGUCUCAGUGUUUGGGUGAUCAAAAACAUAAUCCUUCACAGCAUAUCCAGCGGAGGAUGUGAAAAAUUCUAUCUAACUAUUAAUGAAGCUCAAAUUGCUUGCGUGACAAUAUUAAACAAAGAAAGAUGUUCAGUAUACCUAAUUAAAACUGAUAAUUUUUACCUUUCAGGUGACAAAAAGGUCAUGUGUAAGAAUGUGAUGCGUCUGAACACAGUCCUGAGUUAUAAAUUUGACGUUCUAGGGUUCUUUAAGGUCGACGCUAAAUUCCCCUUGGAUUAUAUCGGACUUGUCACUACGUAUGCUGUUUUGCUACUUCAGUUUUCUUUUAAUAAAUAGAUAUAAAUAUUAAAUAAAUUUCUUCUUUCCCUUGGCGUAAAUCCCUCACCUCUAUGGAA